UCCUGAAAACAACUCAAUGUGACGACUUUCCGCAAUAACAUGUCAAGUUCAAGACUUUUUCGCCAAUAUUAGGGUGGCCAUAUCUAUAUCAGAUUUCACGAAGAUUAGGUAUUUGCAUUGCUGAUAAUGAAUCGGAGUUAAGAAUCAUUUGUCUGUCUGUCUGUCUGCAAGCCGCGUUUAAUCCGAGAAAUCUCCGAAACGGCUGGCCCGAAUUUGCACUAUAUAGAGGAUAGCUAACAUGGACGGGAAUAAUACAGGCUGUAUUUUUAAUUCCCUGUUGUCAUAAUAUCUACCAACCGCUGUCCUGAACGUCAGUACCGAUUUCGACGGGAUGGUAAUUGACUUAAUACACGCGGGAAUACUAUAGAGGACCAUCUUUUAAAUUCGGUGUUCACGAAAUUUGCGGCCGUCAGCACGGUAGCCAUAUAGCUACCAAGAUAAAGUAACUAAUAGCAACGAAUCGCAAAAAUCAAGUAGGCACAAAACAUCCAGUUAAUAGACUAGCCUGUCCAUUUAUCGAGGUCCGAGAAGGGACCUAACUUCACAGAGGUGAGGUCCUUAACUGUCAUUCGCUAUAAAUAUCGAUUUUAAAUUUUAAAUGGCAUCCGAAACCUACAGUAAAGUUUCUUGUAUUGUAAAGAAAAUUCAAGUGUAAUUGCAUAGAUUACAAAAAAUCUCUCAGAUAUGCCUAAACCGGUGUGCGUGCAGUGUAACUCGCUAGAAUCUUUACUCUGGCGAAUGGAAGAGAAUGGAUUAAUAUGUAACGAUUGUCAUUCUUCGAAUACCGUAAAAAAGAAUUCAAAUUUAGGUCCUACAGAGGCAAAAUCUGAAAAUCUUGGGAAAACAGAAGAUAAUGAAGGAAAUAUUGGGAAGGGUGAAGAUUCUAUGCCCUCUAAAGCUACGAGAAAGAGAACAAGAAAAAGUACUAGAGCAACAAGAUAUAAGUCUAAAACAUCAGCUCCACAUGCCAAAACUUCUGUGCCGCUUGGAAGAGGCCGUAGAAGCAUUUUUAAACGACGGCCAGUAAAGGCUCCGACAGCUACAGCCACUGUAGUGACCAGUGAUUCCAUAUUUUAUAAGGGCAGUUAUAUGCAAGUUGGUGAUAUAGUUGCUAUGGUACACGUUACUGGUGGUGUCUACUAUGCUCAAAUUCGGGGUUUUCUCACCGACCAGUACUGCGAGAAGAGUGCAGUUGUCACCUGGUUAAUACCAACCAGGGCCAGUCCAAAGCCUGAAGACGGAUUUGAUCCUGCCACAUAUAUCUUCGGUCCUGAAGAAGAUUUGCCACGUAAAUUGGAUUACAUGGAAUUUGUAAUGCAUGCACCAUCUGAUUACUACAAGGAUAGUAAAAGCCCUUAUCCGCCAUGUGACUCAAAACUCAAUGAUUGCAGUGGCUUUAUUUGGACGACAUUAGAACCGAAAGAAAGAAAACCUGAAAAAGCAAAUUAAAUUCAAUAUUCAAGCAAAUUUAAUUCACAUAUGUAGCUGAUAAUUUGUAAUAAUGUUUGAAAGCCUGAAAAACUGGUAGCUUCAUUUUGAACUUCGCUUCGUAUUACUGCACUAUGAUAUCCAUUUUUGUUGUUUAUGAUAUUAUUUGCAAUAAAUGACUUUUAAUGCUA
This is a messenger RNA of Papilio polytes (common Mormon), 1619 nucleotides long. RefSeq names its product GATA zinc finger domain-containing protein 1-like. Lineage: Eukaryota; Metazoa; Arthropoda; Insecta; Lepidoptera; Papilionidae. The record is from RefSeq and is a predicted model, not a curated record. Gene Ontology annotation, biological process: chromatin organization. Gene Ontology annotation, cellular component: nucleus. Bases 685 to 1449 code for a protein of 254 amino acids. The transcript has 3 exons.